CAAAAAUCUCGCUUAUUAACAACUGAGGGGUUAGGUUCACCGUUUUUUGCCCUUUCUCCGUGACAACCAUCAACGACGAUAACCUUAGGGAUUCUGAGAGAAAGUAAUUUGAGCCCUAAAGCCGGGCUAAGUACCCAUGACUUCUGAUAUAAUAAAGAACUUUCAAAUUACGGCAAGUGGCAGAUCAACCGUCCAUGUCGGGGACAAUAUCCAAUUGGCGGGCACAAAUCGCGAGAUCCUAUCCGACCGUUUACUUCCAAACUGGCGGCUUAGUAAUAGCCUCAACCCGUACUGGGACCACUACCAAGCAAAAGAAGGAAAGGUUGACGGUAGCGGCGAGUGGCUAGUCGAAUCUAAAGAGUUCAGAUCCUGGAAGGCAAACCCUAAUAGUUUUCUGUGGUUACAUGGAAUAGCUGGAUGCGGAAAGACCGUCCUGAGUUCAACUAUCAUUGACCACCUGCAAGAUCUCUUCCAAGACAAUGAUACAGCAGGUUAUUACUUCAUCGCUACAGAUAGGGAAAAGCGGAGUGUAUUCAGACUGCUUCGGUCCCUCUUGGUGCAGAUUUGUCCCACCGAUGGCAAACUACCAUGUAAAUUGGAGAAGCUGUGGGAUAAGUCUUCGCCAUACGAGAUCUUGGAUGAUGAAGUAUUGGAAGCAUUGAAAGAUUUGAUGAAUGGAGGAAGACAUACAUAUAUAGUGAUCGAUGCUCUAGAUGAAUGCGGCUCGUCUGAUGAAAGUUCAACGAGAGCAGAGAUCAACAAGCUAGUCAAUUUCAUUGACUGGCUCACUAGGAUCGAGCUUCAUAAUCUUCACGUUUUGGUCACUAGCCGAUCCCGCGAGUUAAGACCCCCCUUGGAAAAGAAGCUGAGCGGCGUAGUUCGGGAAAAGACGAGCAAUGGUUACUACUGCCACGUACUCGAUUUGCAGGCAGGUGGGACGAUAUCCAAUGUUAAUCAUGAUAUCGGCAUAUUUGUCGAUUCGGAGUUGGAGAGUUGGAACGAUUAUACGGGUGAACGAUACUGGAUUCCUUUGGGAGGUGCUCGACAGGAUUUAAUUGCCAAGUCCGUCAAAAGCAGAGCAAAUGGAAUGUUUCUAUUAGCGGUCGGUCUUCUUAAUUUGCUAUGGGAAAAAGAGGAUUGGAGCGAGCUUGAGAAUUCACUUGCUGAUCUCCCUUCAAAUCUACCGGAAAUAUAUGAUCGUAUUUUCGAGCUCCUAGGUGAAGAGCGAAGGGACACAGCAAGAAUCCUUUUUCGAUGGCUACUUCAUUGUGAACGUCCGUUGAGCCUCGACGAGUUGACGGAAAUUGUCGCAAUAGGCGUCAAAGGAGACAGCUUUGCUGUCAAAAAUAUCAUACCGGAUAAACACUACGUAUCUCGAAUACUCUCCGGCCUUGUUGUCAUAACUGAUGAUUCCCUGGUGCAGUUUGCGCAUCAAACUGUCAAGGAAUAUCUCAUUCUAUACCAAACAGAAGGAGGCUUCUUCAGCAGAGAAGCGAUCUCUCAGCGAUUUCUUGCGAUAUCCUGUCUAUCAUAUAUGCAAUUCUGCGACCAGUCUGUUCCUGAACGUCCACCUACUCACGAUGUCAGACGACGAUUUCCGAAUGAUUAUCUGCUCAUUGAGUACGUUUUCAAUAACUGGUAUAAGCAUGCGCUAGGAGCAUGGGGAGAUGCUAUAACGCCAUAUCCGACAGGGGGAGCCAGGAAUUUAUCAGACGAAGCGAGUUCACCCGGUAUAACUCACCGACAUUCCGAGCCCGGAAAUUACACGCAAUCGCUUUCUGACUGGGCCGGUUCAGUAAAGUUGUGGCUCAGCCGGAUAGGCAACAUCGGGCGUUUGUCAUAUCACAAGGCACUGAAGGCUUUUGCAUGUGAAGGGUAUGCAAAGUUUGUAGAGUUGACUUCACCUACGGGAGCCCGUGAGUGGAAUCAUAUCGCCGACAAACAUACCUGGGAAGUUGUCCUAAAUGGACGUUAUUCUGAGUUGGUUUGUCUUAUCCUUGACACCGCAGUAGACCGGAGUCGUGAAACCUGGUGGCCUGAAAAAGGAGAUCCAACGACUGAAGUCGGUAUUUCCCAUAAAUCAUACGAGCUGAUCUUGCGAUCCUUACUGGGACAUGGACUGGAUACUGCUUGGGUAGAUUCCAGCGGAUUGACGUUAUUGCAUAUAGUGGCUUUUCAAGGGCUCAAGGGCAUAGCAGAGCUCUUGGUUGCAAAGGGGUAUGAUAUUAAUGCUAAGGAUCAUGGCGGACAAACAGCGCUACAUAUCGCGUCAUCUCAUGGCCACGAUGAGGUAAUACGUGUGCUGUUGGAAGGGGGUGCUGACAUUGGCGCAAAAAAUAAGCUUGGAUGGACUGCACUGGACGUCGCAGUACUCAACGUAGCGAUGGUCUUCACACCAGACUAUACUAAUUCCCGCAUUUUUCGGAACAACAGAUUAACUAUGCCACAAGCAGUUCCGAGUAGUCACGAGACAAUUGCGCGCACGAUCUGCGCGCUAUCAGGAAGGAGUCCUGACCUCGAGGGAAUUUAUGAUCUGGAAAUACCAGACGUAGUAUCCCAGAAUCCACCCGGAUUCUCUUGGUCGUCCUGGAUUCAUAAUGAAAACAUGCACGAAAGCACUACGAUACCGAUAUCUCAAGACAUAAAGUUAGCGCGACAAAACUUUGACGCUAUUAGUUCCUUAGGAACGGUAUAUAUCAAAGAACUCAACACAUCUGGUGAAUCUGCUGUCACCUUUUCCGGAACGGUAUAUAUCGAAAGUCUCUAUAUACAUAAUAAAUCCGCUGUCACCUUCUCCGGAACGGUAUAUAUUAAAAGUCUCUAUAUACAUGGUGAAUCCGCUGUCACCUUCUCCGAAACGGUAUAUAUCGAAAGUCUGUCUAUACAUGGUGAAUCCGCUGUCUCCUUCUCCGGAACGGUAUAUAUUAAAAGUCUCUAUAUACAUGGUGAAUCCGCUGUCACCUUCUCCGGAACGGUAUAUAUUAAAAGGCUACCUAUACAUGGUAAAUCCGCUGUCACCUUCUCCGAAACGGUAUAUAUUAAAAGGCUACCUAUACAUGGUGAAUCCGCUGUCACCUUCUCCGAAACGGUAUAUAUCGAAAGUCUCCAUAUACAUGGUAAAUCUACUAUUACCUUCUCCGAAACGGUAUAUAUCAAAAGUUUCCAUAUAUAUGGUGAAUCCACUGUCACCUUAUCUGGAAGUGUAUAUAUUAAAGAACUUAAUACAACUGGUAGAUCCGCUGUCACCUUCUCCGGAAUGGUAUAUAUCGAAAGUCUCAGCAUCAAUGGGUCUAAUACAACCUUCUUCGGAACUGCAUAUAUCGAAAACUUAACUUUGAAUUGGGGGGUCGUCAACUUUCUAUCAUCAGGCGAGGUCCGCAAACUGGUGCAUCAUAGAGGGAAUCUUAAUAUCGUCCGUGGAAUCCUCAGAGAAAUGAUAAAACUCUUCGGAGCGGGAAUGAUUAUUGAGGACGGAGGUUGUGAAAACAACAUAGUACGAAUCGGAGGGUACAUGGACGUCAUUGGUGAUAUAACAACGUUGCAUUUAGCCGUGAGAUGUGGGUAUGAUGCCAUAGCGAGACUUCUAUUAGAGAAAGGUGCGAAUCCCAACGUGCUGUGUCACGCUGAAAAUGGCCGUGUUAAGUGGACGGCGCUCCACUUAGCAGUGUUUAUGGGACGAAAGGCGACUGUUGAGUUGUUACUGGAAAUGAAUGCAGACGUCAACAUCAGGGACAAAAAUGGACAAACGGCACUACAAAUCGCAGACUCCCGAGGGCACACGGAGAUUGUACAGCUUUUAGAGGAAUGGUUUCGAGAGAGAAAUGUACGUUCCAAGAUUGCUAAAAAGGUACUAAGGUUGCUAAGAAGGUAUGGAACUCUGUUGUUUUCUAAGUUGUAACUAGGGCUUGCUGGAAUUUUAGGUGGCUGGGAGUCUACGUCCUGUAGCUACAGGUAUAUAAUAUACUAUCUAGCAGCCUGUACCUACUUCUAGUAACUUAACCUUCUAAUAGGUAUACAUCAAUGAUACUCAUAACCUGUGUCUAUUUAAACAGA
Molecule: messenger RNA, 4053 nt
Organism: Annulohypoxylon truncatum
Lineage: Eukaryota; Fungi; Ascomycota; Sordariomycetes; Xylariales; Hypoxylaceae
Exons: 5
Coding region: 137-3898 (1253 amino acids)
Molecular function (GO): protein binding
Source: RefSeq, a predicted model, not a curated record